AUGGGUAACCUGACCUUAAUGCCGCCUCGCGUGCCUGACCUUAAGUUGCAGCUUGACAGCACGAAGCUAGAGAACCUACUUUUACGUUUGGAAAUUGGGUAUAGCAAAUACAAGAACCCCUAUCACAACUUGAUGCACGCCACAGACGUCGCCCAGACCUGUCAUGUCAUUCUCACCACAAGCCGACUAAGGGACUACCUUUCCGACUUGGACAUCUUUGCUGUUAUUUAUGCCGCUCUAAUCCACGACUUUGAGCACUCAGGUACAACGAACAAUUUCCACAUACAAACCCAGACUGAACUGGCCUUGCUGUACAAUGAUAGAAAUGUCCUUGAAAACUACCACGUUAGUGCGGUGUUUCGGAUAACUAGCGAAUCCGAAUUCAACAUAUUCGAGAAAAUGCCAAAGGAACAAUAUCAGGAAUUCCGCACUGCUGUCAUCGACAUGGUUUUGAACACGGACAUGUCUCUGCACUUCUCCCAGGCCAAGAUAAUGAAGAACCUCAUAGCGAUUCCUGAAAUAAUCGAUAAACUGAAGGCUCUCUCAUUACUUGUCCACUGUGCAGACAUAGCGCACCCAUGUAAAGAGUGGGCCUUGCACAAGGAAUGGUCCAACUUACUCAGUGAGGAGUUCUUCAGACAGGGUGACAGAGAAAAUGAACUUGGAAUGCCAUAUUCCCCACUUUGUGACCGAAACACGGUGGUCCUGCAGCAGUCUCAAAUAGGUUUCAUUGACUUCAUUGUGGAGCCAAUUUUUGUGGUGCUCGGGGACAUGCUGGACAAGAUGAUGGAGCAUGCUGUGGGCGCCAAGGUUGACGGAGACGACGGCGAAAAGGAAAAUGAAGGUGAAACGAAACGUGAGUCCAUCGACAGUUGUGAAGGGAUUCAAAUUCCAGUUUUACGACCAUGGGUGGUCCACUUGAAGGAGAAUAAGGAGAAUUGGGGGAAAGAGUUAAAGCAACUCGAGGAAAGCAAAGAAUCUGCCAAGGCGAAAAAUGAGAAAAAGACAGAAAAGACAGACGGGGAAGCUAAUCUGCCAGAGCAAUCGAGAAAUGGACAGGAGCAAAAUGGUGGCUACUCACCAAGCAGCUUCGAAAGCAUUGAAUUUAUCGACCGAGAUGGGAUUGACGAGAGUGAACCCAUGUCGAGCGGUCAGACGGAAGUGUAA
This is a messenger RNA of Mesocestoides corti, 1167 nucleotides long. The record is from the annotation of a GenBank genome assembly. NCBI's taxonomy places the organism in Eukaryota, Metazoa, Platyhelminthes, Cestoda, Cyclophyllidea, Mesocestoididae.